CCCAGAGGCGGUGGAAGGGUCGGGGAGGCCAUGGUGACGGGAGGCGGGGGGCGGUAACUGACGCCGGAACCCCGAGGCGGCAGCGGCCGGUUUAGCGUGGCCUGGCAGGGCUUGGAGGACCGGCCGGCGCGUGGCAGCAUCCAGGGAGCCUGAGGCCGGGGAGUCGUGCGCAGGCGCUACUCGGUUGGGCCGUGAGCUGGCCGAGGCCUCGGCUGCGAGACCUUCCCGAUGCCGGUUGGGGCUCUGCGGAGCAGAGCGGAGGCUGCGCCCGGGCCUCGGGCGGGGUAGAAGGCCGGCGGGCCCGCUGCCCUGCGCGCGGUGGAUGCGGCGGCGGCGAUGGACGCCCUAGAGGAAGAGAGCUUCGCGCUGUCCUUCUCUUCCGCCUCUGAUGCAGAAUUUGAUGCUGUGGUUGGAUAUUUAGAAGACAUUAUCAUGGAUGAUGAGUUCCAGUUGUUACAGAGGAGUUUCAUGGACAAGUACUACCAGGAGUUUGAAGACACGGAAGAGAAUAAGCUCGCCUACACACCUAUUUUUAAUGAAUAUAUUUCUUUGGUAGAAAAGUAUAUAGAAGAACAGCUGUUGGAGCGGAUUCCUGGAUUUAACAUGGCGGCUUUCACUACAACUUUACAGCACCAUAAAGAUGAAGUGGCCGGUGACAUUUUCGACAUGCUGCUCACGUUUACGGAUUUUCUGGCUUUUAAAGAAAUGUUUCUGGACUAUAGAGCAGAAAAAGAAGGCCGGGGACUGGACUUAAGCAGCGGUUUAGUGGUGACUUCAUUGUGCAAAUCUUCUGUGACAGCUUCCCAGAACAAUCUGCGGCCGUAGGUCCCACCUCCAGGUAAUGGGAUCUUUCUAGACAUCACCAGCCCAAUAGACUGGGAGAGGCUUUGGCUAAUGAUGUCAGAAGAAUACAUCUUGGAAUGACUGACUGUUCUGCAACUCUUCGUUAAUGUUAAGUAUUGAUGGGUCAGAAGAAAAUGACCUGACCUUCCUGGGACACAUUCUUGUCUUCAGUAACCCUAGUACUCCUACCUGAGUAGACACCUCUUUCAGGAGCUUCUGAGUCUGGCUCCUGCACCAAGCCCAAGUCCAGCAUUCCACCUGGGGGGCACUUCCCCAGCAUACGUGUUGGUGUGUCCAUGUUGGAAGAACCCCCCAUCACCAACUCUCUUGGCCCAGCAGGCCUUGCAUGUCCCGCCAGGCUUUUUGUGCACUCAUAGCUUUUUACAUGGGUCAGAGUUUCAGUCCUGCAGCCUCAAUGGGCUUUUUGACUGGGAGUAUUUAUCUAGGGUUUAACUCAAGCUAGGUGCCCAUCUCAAGAUUUCUGAAACUCCUACUAUCACAGCUAGUCUUGGCUGUAGGAAUCGACUUAGAGUUGUCCUUUACUUAAAAAGGUACUUGUGAAAAUCAGUUCCUAGUCUUACAUGUACAGUCCUUGUAUCAUUUCACUGUCUUCUACUGGUCCUGAUGUACUCCCAUUGUUUCUAUAACUCGUUUAUGUUUUUGAAAACAUAUUUUUAUAGAUGAAUACUCAGGCUAACCUAGUGGAUAUAAUCUUGGAACAUCCAUGAUUACCCACUUCAAGAUCAAAGUAUUAUAUUGCUGUGUGCUUUUUAGCUGUUAGUGCUAUGAAAGCAAAAAUGCUUUCUAUGUUGGUGUUCCUAUUUUACUGGGCACCAAUGAAUGUAUGCUGGAAGUAGUCUAAAAGGUUUCCUUUUCUUAGAGCAUGUUAGUAUUUGUGCAGGUUUGCUUAAAACCCUUUCUGUGUAAAACAGCUCCUUAGGUUUUCUGUUGGGGUAGGGGCUCUGCACUUCCUUCUUGCUGUCAAAAUCAUCUUACCAAGAUAGUGUUCCACUGGUCUAGCUCAGUAGGAGAUAGCAAACAGCUUUACUGGUCAUCUGUCUGCUUGGAUUUAGUACACUGGUUUAGUACAAUGUUUGAUAGAACAUUACUGACCAGAAAACAUGGAUGUCACCUCUCUAGAAAGAAAUACUAUAGUAGUUCAAUUCCCAAUGUGUACCUUAGUUUUUUUGUUGUUGUUUUUAUUUUUAUUUUUCAAGUAAAAAUAAGAAUCUCUACUGACUUUUCA
Molecule: messenger RNA, 2089 nt
Organism: Balaenoptera acutorostrata (minke whale)
Lineage: Eukaryota; Metazoa; Chordata; Mammalia; Artiodactyla; Balaenopteridae
Gene: ARL2BP
Product: ADP ribosylation factor like GTPase 2 binding protein
Exons: 6
Coding region: 337-825 (162 amino acids)
Biological process (GO): maintenance of protein location in nucleus; positive regulation of tyrosine phosphorylation of STAT protein
Cellular component (GO): mitochondrial intermembrane space
Source: RefSeq, a predicted model, not a curated record